UCCCGCCCCGUCCCGCCCGGGCUGCCCGGCUCCCACAGGCCCCCCUCCGCUGUCCGCGUUCCUAUGGACAGACGCACAGACACCUGCAGCCAGCAAGUUGGAGACUUAAAGAGAGCCAAUGGGGUAGUUCACAUCCAAGUCUGAAGGCCUGAGAACCAGGGGAGCCAACGAUGUAAAUUUCAGUCUGAAAGCCAGCAGCCUCAAGACCCAAGAAGAGCCAAAGGUUUGAAUCCAAAGAAUUCCCUCCACAGUGGAUUGCAGCACAUUGUAUCUGAGGCUUAAUACAUGUUGACCCUUUAACUUGUGUGUCAGAGAUGGUUUCAUCAGUGAAGAUAUUUGGGAAAGACACUGCUGAUCCUGUAACAUGGAGGAUUGCCUUCAUACCUCAUCUGAGAAUCUGUCCAAAUUGGUCAGCUGGGCCCACAGCCAUGGGACUAUUUGCAGCCUUAUUCCUAACCUGAAACACUUGCUUUCGGAAGGUUCCCAUGGGAACCUGACAGCAAUGUGGGGCUGUAGUGCUGGCCAUGCUUAUCACUGGCCACUGACAGCUACUUGCAGAGCUGGGUCUCAAGAAAGGGUCUGUUUCCAGGAUAACAGAAGUUUUAACUCUGAUAGUCCCAGUAUAAUCGGAGUGCCCUCUGAGACACAAACUAGCCCAGUUGAAAGGUACCCUGGGAGACCAGUGAAAGCGAAGCUAGACUGUAAUCGGACCAGAGACUCUUGUGACUUCUCUUAUUGCAGUGAGCCCUCUGAACUGGAUGAAGCUGUUGAAGAAUAUGAAGAUGAAAACACCCUGUUUGACAUGGUUUGUGAGUCCUCUGUUACAGAUGAGGAUAGUGACUUUGAACCUCAAACCCAAAGGCCUCAAAGCAUUGCUCGAAAAAGGCCUGGAAUAGUUCCAUCUUCUCUUCAUUCAAGCUCCCAGGCUCAGAUGGUUGAUGAAUGCAGCAAUGAUGUCAUCAUCAAGAAGAUCAAACAAGAGAUUCCUGAAGAUUAUUACAUUGUGGCAAAUGCAGAGCUGACUGGAGGAGUAGAUGGACCAGCCCUAUCCUUGACUCAGAUGGCAAAACCCAAGCCUCAGACUCAUGCUGGUCCCUCCUGUGUAGGGUCUGCUAAGCUGAUUCCCCAUGUAUCAUCUGCCAUCAGCACAGAGCUAGACCCACAUGGUAUGUCUGCAUCCCCCUCUGUGAUGUCCAGACCAGUUGUCCAGAAGACUGCUAGGGCAUCUCUGGCUUCACCAAACAGAGGGCCCCCUGGUGCCCAUGGCCCCAACCAGCAGGUGGCCAUACAGAUGCCUGUCAGCACAUCCCAUCCUAACAAACAGAUCAGCAUCCCUUUGUCUGCCCUGCAGCUGCCUGGACAGGAUGAGCAAGUUGCUUCUGAAGAGUUCCUGCCCCAUCUGCCCAGCCAGGUCUCCUCCUGUGAGGUAGCCCUUUCUCCCUCAGUUAACACAGAGCCAGAAGUGAGCUCCAGUCAGCAGCAGCCCCCACUUGCUUCAACCAUAACCACUGAGGCCAUGGCACAGUGCAUACCAGACCAGGAUGAAAGAGCAGCUGAGCUCAGCAGGGAGCAGAAUGAGAAAACCAUCCGGAGCACGCAGACCGCGCUCCGCAAUUUCCCCUAUUCUACUAAGCUCAACAAAUUUCCUGUAUUUAAUAUUAAUGAUGACUUGAAUGAUCUGUGUACCAGUGCAGUAAGCCCAAAUACCACCAAAGCCACGCGGUAUGCCCUGAAUGUGUGGCGAUAUUGGUGCAUGACCAACGGGCUCAAAGAUCACACAGACAUCACCAAGAUCCCUGCAGUGAAGUUGAACGAGCUGCUCGAGAACUUUUAUGUCACCGUUAAGAAGAGCGACGGCUCAGACUUCCUGGCCACCUCGCUCCACGCCAUUCGCCGAGGCCUGGACCGCAUCCUGAAGAAUGCCGGUGUGGGCUUCUCCAUUACCAGCAGCACCUUCAGUUCUUCCACCAAGAAACUCAAGGAGAAGCUGUGGGUGCUGAGUAAGGCAGGGAUGUCAGGUGCCCGUUCUCGCAACAUCAUCUACUUCUCCCUGUCUGAUGAGGAGGAGAUGUGGCAGGCAGGGUGUCUAGGGGAUGACAGCCCCAUCACUCUCCUGUCCACUGUGGUCAAGUACAACAGCCAGUACCUGAACAUGCGGACCCUGCAGGAGCAUGCAGAUCUGAUGUAUGGGGACAUCGAGCUGCUCAAAGACCCACAAAACCAGCCCUAUUUUGCCCGGACAGACAGUGUCAAGCGGGAGAGUCGGAGUGGGUCCACUCGAAUCUGUCAUGGGAAGAUCUAUCACGAACAUUCCAGGGGACACAAACAGUGCCCGUACUGCCUCCUCUACAAGUACAUGUACAUCCACCGGCCACCCACCCAAAUGGAAGCCAAGUCCCCUUUCUACCUUACUGCCCGGAAGGAGGCCAUAGACAUGGGCAGCGUGUGGUAUGAGGAACAGAGGAUGGGACUGCGGUCUCUUCGGGGAAUUGUCCCAAACUUAGCCAAGAAGGUCAAGCUGGACAACUGUGAGAACUUCACCUUCGUCUCAUUUACUCAGGUCUCCAGGAGGCUCGGCUCCCACAGCUGCUGCCAGUGAGCCGCCCCUGGGUCCAGGUCUCUGCCCUGCUCCCCUGCGGGUUUCUUUCAGCGUGACCCGCUGUUUCUUGGACUUUUGUGUUUUCUAACUGAAAGUAGAUGAGUUUGAAUAAUUAGGGUGUUUUAUCCAAAUGUGUGUCACCUUUGUUAAAUUAUAGAGUCUAAUACAAUGUAUAAUUGCUACAUACACAGGAGCAAGGAAGUUCAUUUUAUCUAGUGCCUUUUUAGCACAGAUUUUCUCAAAAAAAAGAAAAGAAAAGAAAAAAACGGUUUAGUCAUUUUUAAAAAUCCCAGUAGCCUAGUAGCUUUAGAAUGUUAUGAAGACUGUAUACACUUUGUUGAAUUACACUCACAAUAACAACUAGAAAGAAAGAGGCAGACAUGUUAACCGUUUCCAGGAGAAAACUUGCACUUGACCCUCCUCUUUAUAUUGUGUUGAUGGAUGACUUGGCUCUGCAGAGCAAACAGCCCUGUUUGGUGGAAGAUCGUGGAGCUGUGCUCAGUCAGGCUCUCAGCACUGGGAGGAACUUGAUCUCUGCACCAGUGGAGACAAUUUGAUGAAAAAAGAUUAAUGCACCAAAAGGUAUUGGUAAGAGCAAGGUUUCCAGUGAACCGGAUGGUUUGUACCAUGAGGGAAUUUCCAGUAGUAAAAGAAAGCGGCUUGGAAAAGCAAUCUGUGAUCAAAAUGUGAAAACCUCCUGAAGCAGAAGUGCCUACGUUUUAUUUCUCAGCAUCAUGUGAAAGCUCUUUUCAUUUGAACCUUUUUUAGAGUUGUUUUUUUAGAGUUGUUUAUCUGUUCUUUGUGUCAUACAGUUCUGUCAGCAUAUAGCACUGGAUCUGUAAAAGAACUAAAGGUAAUCUUUCAAGCUGAGCCAAGAAAACCUAACAAAACAAGCUGCAAAGGAAACAAAUCCAAAAAUGUGUUUAUUAAAGAGCUUUGAAAUAUUUUUGUCCAAGUAUGACUUUUUCAGCCACAGUAGAUGUCAUCAUUUUAGGCUGGCACCAAUGCUUGGGACAUGGUGACGUAGGCAGCCUGCCAGGUAAGCACACCCAGCAUUAAGGACGUAGUUGUCAAAAUCAGAGGAUGACGAUAGGUUAUUAAUGUGGUUUGAAACCACUUCACUCAGGUAAAACUCAACCUGACCACAUGCUAUUGAAACAUCAGCAAAUUUUCUAAUAACUGCUCUGAAUGAGAAGUGAAAAAGGAGCCCAAAGAGUGCUAAUUAAUAAUUUCUAGGGAUCUUUGUUUUGUAUUUGAGGAAAGACUGCUACAACUUUAUAUCAUUGUGUUCCUUGUGUAUGCUUUCAAAUUCAAAAUUCCAAUAUAAAUUGGAAUUGCGGGAGUCCUGAAAUCAGUCUUUUUUUUUUCCAAAAACAUUGUUUUAGUAUUUAUUUUAAUUAAUUUUUUUUAAAAAACUAUUCAGUGGUCAUUGAAAUAUGGAAUACUUCCUUUACCAGAGAAUACUCAACCAAUGCUGCCUUAAGGGUUAAUGUUGUUCCCUUUUUAGUUUCUGCACAUUUAUAAUUUUGUUUACUAGUCGGUCUUUUCUGAAUAUAGAUUAAUUUUGGUGUCUCCAUCUGUAUGUAACAGGUAAUAAUUAAAAAUUAGCGUCAUGACUUUAUAUUGCAUACUGUUCUAUUAUCUAUAGUGAUUUUCAGGUUUCGAGAACAAAAGAGACACAAAAUGUACCAUUUCCUUUAGUUUGCUAAACACCCAAAGGAUAUUUUGUUUGUGGAAAGCAGAUGGUCAUUUUUUUUCUUGUCAGUUCUGUACUUAAACAGAAAUAGAACCUAUGUGAACUACUGGACAGAGCCUGCAGCCUAAUUAAAUAAAACCUCCAUUUUUAUUUUAAAUAGAUUCAAGAAGAAACUGCCAUUAGGAAUCCCUGGGAUCUUUGCAGAUUUUAACGUUUCCAGAAGUAGCAAUAACUGAGCCGGAGGUUGUAAUCUUUCUGUUGGUAGUGGCUUUUUUAUCAGCUAAAUAACCAUCCCUGCCUCAAAUUUGUUGCUCAUUACCUAUUUGACAUAGUGUAAAUCCCCAGAGCUCUGAAGUGAAUGAUUACAAUAAAAAAAUCAGGAGGCGGAAUCUUCAGUGAUAUCUGAAGAGAUGAAAGAACUGUGUCUCAGCAUCCUAAAUGCCGUUUAUUACAUGUCUCCUUGGGGAAUAGGAGUGACAAAGAAAACACAUUCAUCAAGUGCUAUUCUGUGCCACCCAUUGUUCUGGGUACUUUGUCUAUUAUGUAUUUGUGUGUAGAUGUGUAUGUUUGUAUGCACACACACACACUUUAUGUGUGGUAAUGCCUCAUAAACCUGCUAAAACAGUGAAGCACCUAUCCAUCUCUAUGGCCGUGUCCACCCUCAGAAGACGUGCAGGGGUCACGGGGAGCUAGUUCUAGUUGGUGUACAGCUAAGGCUAUCGGUCAGUUCUAAACCAUAGCCCCUGGCGACUCCAUGGUCUUCUGCCCUUGGCCUAAGCCAGGAGAAAGGAGAAAGGGAAGGUUAAGAGUGUUUUCUCCUUUACCUUUAGUUUUCUUGGGGUUUUUUGCUUGUUUUUUUAAACUCAAAAGUCAGAGUGGAUAUCAGGAACUUGCAAGUUCACCUAGGCACAAGUUGCCUCUGGCUCUGUCAGGAAUGGAGGUGCUUUAGGUAUCAUGACAGGGCCUGUGCAGUCCUGUGAGCGAGGUCUUGCCCAUAGCACCUUCUGCAUCUGCUGUAAAGGGAGCCCUGCUGGCUUGGGAACCUCCCCGAAUCUAGCGGGUCUCCCCUUAGAAGUGUAUUCUGGCAGAAAUGAUAGGCGUGAACUUCAGGGUAUGAUUCAAUUAAAUAUUAAGGGUUUAGCACAGCACUGGCACGUAGUAAGCAUGCAAUAAAUGUUAGCUAUUUUAGUUACAACUUUUGGUAAUAGUAAUAACUCAUAUCAUUCAACUAAUCUGCAUGACACCACUAUUUCUUCCAUUAUGGAGAUUCUCUCUCCUUUAAACUGUUAAACUUGAAGUGGAAACCAAACCUGAUAAUCUGGUCCCACGUAUGCCCAUAAAUUCUACCUCCAACACAGCCUAGCCCUGGUACCUCAGAUCUAAGCAAAAACAAGUGAAGAAUGGAGAAACCUUUAGAAACUUGAUGAGAAAGAUUUUCCAUUGUUUAGUGUGUUCGCAAAGGGGAUUAUGGAAGAACCUAACCAAAGCUGUGAAAGAAAUGGUCCCCUCGGUCCUGUGGCAUUUUCCAGCUUUCCUUGGGUUAUACAUAUGCUAUAUUAGUCUGCCCUGAUGGAUAAAUGGUGUUUAAAGAAAUGUGGAAUUCUGUUACGUUGGUUUUAAUUCAGCCUUAUUAAAAGCAUUAAGCACUAUGCCACUUGUCAGCAUGUUCACAGUCACUAGGAGAAUAUGGACUCCUCGUGAAGCAGCUGGACGAAGCCUCUGGCUAUGGUAGAAAGUUACUAGACUGGAAGCUCCUUCACUACUCACUUGGCAAAUUCUGGUCUCACGUUCCUGGGCUGUAAAGUGGGGCCAUGGGAGUGGAUCAUCUCCAAAGUGGAUAAUGCUAUCCUUCUGCAAUUUCCCCAGGCCAUAUAGUUAGGGAGGGGCAAAACUAGGCAGCAAACAAAACUGGUAAAAACUAGUUCCUCAAGGUCUUAUCACAAAUCUAUCUCUUAACUCAGUGCUUCUCACUAGACUGGAAGGGUUUCUUUAGGAAUAACAAUUUUCUUGAAUUUUCAGGUUUCACGUCUUCUGAAAUUAUUUUGCUGUCUAUAGGCAGCAGAAUGUUGAUUAUUUUUCUGUUCAGGUUCACACUGACCGCAUUGUUGCUACUUAAAUAGAGUAAACAGAAUAUUUAUUAUGUUUCUCAAAUGCACGCCACCUUGUUGCUUUUAUUGAAACCUGGAUUGCCAAACAGUGUGGAGCUAGUAACCAGCCACCUUUAGGCAUCAAUAAAUGCAAACAAUGAAGACCUCCAAGAAGAGUUACCUCAUUUUCUCCACAUGAGCUGCCGUUCAGUCUUAAGUUAUGGCCCAGGUGCAAACAAAUAGCCCUGAAUAGAAAAAUACAUUAAAAGUUUCAAAUUCAUAUAUAUCUUUAAAUGCUUUUGCUUUGAGGGUGAAUUUUUAAUGUUUUGUAUUCAAAGAAAAAACAUUCAAUUGUUUGGGCAGUGCUCUUAGGUAAAAAUCUUCAUUGUACUCUCCCAUAUAAAUUAACCAUCUUAGCAAAAACGUAAGUGGAGGGAGAGCUUGGUGGUGACCUAAGGCCAGGCUCCCUUUCUGAGAGAGGAAGAGGCCAUGAGGAUGAUAAAUAACUUAUCUCUGGAAAUUAUUCUGAUAUCGCACAAUUUCCCAAAACUCCUUUGAGGGAGGAUGCCCAUCUUCUGGCAAAGGUCAUCUGUUAUUAUUAUGAUUUUGAGUACUUCUAGUUCUUUACAGUCCAAAAAAUCCAGUGUAGUUCCUCAUGUUUAGCUAUUGAUCAGAAUCAGAUUUUUAUGCUCGAGUAAAGUGCUUUAUUAUUUAUCUAAUGCAGCUCAUAUGGAAGUUAAUUAAUAUGUAUUAAGUCCAAAUAGUGAUCACUAAUUAUGUCUAGGUGCAUAUUGCAUCCAUUACCAUUAAUAGCAAUUAGACAGAGCCCCCUCCCCUAGUGAGAUGAGAAUGGGCUUAGUCCUAAAUAUUUUGUGGUCAGUAUAACUGAUUUGAUUACUUUAUGUUUAAGGUAGUUAUUGAUCCUGAUUUGUUCAAAUAAGUUUCUAGAAGGUUCAGAUUUGACUAACACUAUGGUAAGUGCUUUCCCACAGCUGCCUCAAGUUCUCAUUUAAUUCUCACAACAGCUCUGCAAGGUAGGUCUAAUUAUUCUCAUUUUACUUACUGAGAAACCAAGGCUCAGAGAAGUUAAGUAAAUUUCCCAAAGUCUCACACAGCUAAUCAGCUGGAACACAUAAGUUUGAUCCCUGGUCGUGUGACUCCAAAUUCCAGUGCUUAAUCCAUUAGACAAAACUGCCUUCUUAAGGCCCAUAGAGGUCCGCUUAUCACAGAGCUUUGAAAAAAAAUUAAAGGAGUUUCUAUUUGUUCGGGAAAUAUUUCUUAAGCCAUACUGUGUCACAUCUCAUACUAGUCAGUUGGUCACGUGCUAUAAUUCAGUAGUUCCUAGAAUGGUCUUCUGUGAAUGAGUACACCAUUUCUUGCCUACUGAGACUCUUGUCUUUAUCCAAUAAAGAAUUCGUAUUACUCAUUACCUUAAAGGGCACAUAGUCAUGCUGAUUUAUUCUAAUAAAAGUCAAGUAAUUUACAAACUGCACCUGUUUUGGCAUUGGCAUCACAACUUAAAAUGUAAAGAGCUUCCUAAUCUAUGUCACAACUACAUGGUCAGGUGUUUUACUGUCGCUUUUUACUUUUAGUGUCAGAGAAUUUUUAUAAUCUUUAGGCUUAAAGCACUCUCAUAGCAAAAUACAUAUAUAGUCAUUUGUUCUUUUUUAUUCUUCUUUAUCAGGACAUGUUUACUUUCUGCUUUGAGACUUAACAAAAAACAAUAGGUGUUUACUUUCUUCUUUGAGACUUAACAAACAACAAUAGGAUAUAGGUAACUCUGAGAUUGUGUAGCCAAAUUCGCUCAUUUUGCCAUAAGGACAUUGAAGCCCAGAGAGAGUAAAGGUCCCAUCCAAGGUCAGCAAGACAAUAAGUGGUAGAUUCAGAGAUAGAAAAUUAAUCUAGAACUCUUUCCUGCAAACCAUGGCUGGGAAGAUUGGGAUUUUAAAAAAUUAAUGGAUCCACAGCUGACAGAAUGACAUCUCCCUAUCAGAAGCCCCCAGUGAGCGCCUAUCUUCCCCAGAAAAACACUCAUAAAGACCCGAAGAAGGCCAAAUCUCAAUUCUGUAAUCUAGAAGGAACUGGAAAGUUUCUUUCUCCCACCCUCCCUUUCUUCUCCCUGCCCUGCCUCCUCUUCAUUCAGCCCAAGACUCCAAGUCCUAGGGCUAAACCAUGAGAAGAAAGCAGACAGGAUCUGUUACAGGUAUAGUGCAUUCUAAGAUAAAUGCCCUUCAGGUGAGAGCAAAAAUAAUACAUAGGUAGAAGAACAUGCAAAUGUGAUUUUUUUUUUAAUGUAUGAUGUUGAUUCAGAGAACCAGACAGCCUGAUAAUAGGAAGGAAAAGAUGCCACUUCAACAGAAAAAUGCUAAACUAGAAACUGAACUUGGAAAUCUGCACAUCUCCUUACCACCAAACUCUAUAUCCUAAAGCGGGAUUUGACAAACAACUAAAGUGGACAGAUAGUGUAACCAAGACAAAUUCUGGGUCCGGGAAAAAAGGACCACAUUUAAGGAUGACUAUAGAAAAAAAGUGAAAUGGGGCAUAUUUUUUUUAAGUGACCGAACCAAGGAAAAUGGACAGCUUCCAGAACAUUUGAAAAUGAAAGUGGUCUACUGCAAGAAACAAGAAAAUUUUAGGAUUCUUUUUGUUAUUAUUCAAAAGAAUUGCUUCUAUGCAGCAAUACUUAUCUUCAAAUGGGAGUGAGUCCAGAGGAAAAGGCCAUAGAAUAAAAUGAAAACGAAGAUAGAUUAGAAAGAAGGAUUUCAAGGAAGCUAAAAACACAACAUCAGAUUAAAAUCCACAUUGGAAGCAGAAAAGAUCAAUACUGAUACUUAAAAAAACUCAAAUCAAUAAUGUGAAGGACAAACUUAAUAUUUUUCUUCCUAAUGUUCUUUCAAAAGAAACGAGAUGAAAAUAACAGGAUAAGAUAAUGGAUAUGGAAGACUAAACAGUAGCUUACAUUACUGAUAUAUGUGUUCCUGAUGGAAAGACGAUUUUGAGAAAAAGUAUCAGACUUUAAAAAUGAAAUCUUUCCUGAACAGAAUGAAAAUUUGUGUUUGUAGAUUAGGACUCACUACAUUCCAAGCAAAAAAAAUUUUUUUUGAAAGAGACCCUUACCUAAUUAAGCACCUCAUGGCAAAAAUUUUAAACUACAAUGAUAGAGAAUGAAAACUCUUGCAGGCAUCCAGUCAUAAAGUAACAAAUUGUCUAUCAGAAAACAAAAGAACAUUUAGAUUUCUACUCUAUAGCACCAAAUGCUAGGAAACAAUAGGGAAUUUUGAGGGGAAAAGUUGUGACUUUGGAAUUUGAUAUAAUUUUCAUUUUUUUAUAGAAAAUAUUUGUAGUUAUGACAAGCAUUCAGGAAAUGAACCAUCUAUAUAUUCUAAUAAAGAUUAAAUUGUACUGCAACCUACAAAGCUUGGUUAGAAAAACAAUUUUGUUUAAUAUAAUUUCAAGGGACUUGGGGGUAUCAAAUAUAGAGCAUACAGAAGAAGACUACGUACGUAUGCUUUUAAAUAGAUAAUAACGCUAGAAGCCACAUAUCUAAAAGUUCCCAAAGUCAUCAUCACAUGAAUGGGUUAAACUAAUACAAGAAAAUGUACCUAAAAACAACUGUCAUAUCACAGCCUCAUGUUUCUUCAUUUUUAUUACUGAAGUAACGUAUGAUCAUUAUAGUAUAAAUAGAAAAUUCAGAUACAUCUUUUACAAAGAAAAUUUAAAUUGCUCUUUUCCCCACUACCAUUUAAAACACUAUCCUGAGAAGAGUCCCUUGCUUCCAAGUAAGAAAAGGCAGGGGGUUCCCAUGUGCUUUUUCUACUCUUCUCAAACUCAGAGCUAACAAUAGGUGCAAAAUGAAAAAAUUACAGAAUAUAUAUAUAUAUAUGUAUCUGUGUUUUAGAAAGAUCAGGAAAAGGAAACUUGUUUUAGAAUAUAAAUGCAAGAAAAGUUCAGUUUCAACAGCGGGACGUUGGCCUGGGGCAGUGACGGGCUUUCCUUAGCUGUACUUGACCUUUAGGGAACUGUGUUUAAAUUCAGGUACUAAGGGAAUAAAAGUAGUAAACACCGCCGCCACUACCACCAGUUUAAAGUUUAAUCCCUUCCUGUGUCUAGCAACAUCAGUAUUAGAACUGACUGGGUUGUUUUGUUCUGGGUUUUUUGUUUGUUUUUUCAUUAGCUUGCAUUGGGAAAACAUGCAAGACUGUCCAGUAUCUUUGGCCUUAAUGCUCACUUCCCUCCUGGCAGUCUAAAGGUUUUAUCUGGCAAGUUGUGUUGCCAGCUUAAACUCUCAAUUAAAUUUUCAACAACACCAGCACGUUCGCUUUAAAUGUAGCAAUAGAACAGUUAAUGGGUUGCUUGCGUUUGCUUGGCUUGUUCUGACGCACAGCAAACCUCUUCCAGAUGGAGAGUCUCUUCAGGACAGAUUCCAAGUAUAACCUUUCCAGGGUCUCUCCCCUUGCUUGGCUGUGACGGACAGAAAUCUGUUCACUUCAACUCCUUAGAUAAGAAACCCAACGCUUGUAUUUAAAUUUUAAAUAUUUUCUAUGUGGCUGUAUGUUCCAAAUGAUAGCAAGAAAACUGUGCCCUAAUGCUUUCACUGUUCUGGAUAUGUUUUGGGUUUGUUUGUCUGUUUUUGUUUUUGUUUUUUAAUGUAGGGGCUAUACAUCAUUUCUUAACAUUGGAAACAUCAUUCAGAAUGAUAGUGGAAAUGGUAACUUAAGUGAAUUUUUUUGGUUCUAUUUUCAACUUUUUCUUUCUCCCCCCCAGUGAUGCCUGCACAUGUUCACACAUGCGUGUGCACAUGGGCACACAUGAGUGGGAAAGCAUAUGUCACACCUAUUUUCUGUAGUAGAGUGUCGAGUUGGAAGGCAUUUUCUCGUUCAAGGCCAGCCCUCUAGUUGCUAGUAGUAGUCUGUUAACAAUUUACAAGGUUCUGGUUUUUUUUUAAAGUCAUUAUUGUUGUUUGGUUUGGUUUAUGUACAUGCAGCUUGUUGUUUAACCCAGAUUUUUGAAAAUAAAAAGAAAAUGUUAAUGUA
This is a messenger RNA of Hipposideros armiger (great roundleaf bat), 11415 nucleotides long. Its product is annotated as KIAA1958 ortholog. The record is from RefSeq and is a predicted model, not a curated record. The transcript is spliced from 7 exons. NCBI's taxonomy places the organism in Eukaryota, Metazoa, Chordata, Mammalia, Chiroptera, Hipposideridae. The coding region runs from base 365 to 2599 and encodes 744 amino acids.